AUGAUGCGCAAUUUCGUUCUUUUGUCUGCCCUGGCGGCAGGCCUUUCUGACGCCUAUACUGUCACUGUUUCAGAUUUCAUGAUGUUCAAGAACAUUGACCCUAUUGUUUUUCCUGGAAAAUAUACUAGCCAUAUGCACAGUUUCUUUGGCUCAGAUGCAAUUACCGUGAACACGACCACUUCAGCUGAGCUGCAGAAAGGCUGUUCCACUACCGAGAACCCGAAUGACUUUUCAACAUACUGGGUCCCGACAUUAUAUCUCGUGGAAAAUGACGGCCAAACGUACACGCCUAUCAUACCGAUGCGUUUCAGCGCCUACUACGAGCAGCCGGAGUCUGCCGAAAUCGCAAUUCCACAGAACUACAAGGACCUUGCUGGAAAUGCGUCCGCUACAUCCCAAGCCGACGUUGAAGAUGAUGCUGGUAUUAGUUGGUUCUGUGAAGGCGAUGCGACAGAUGAAACCAAAGAUGCAGCCGCCUUCCCCACAACGACAUGCUCCACCCAUCUACAGACGCUUCUUCUUUUCCAUGACUGCGUGAAUCCAGACACUCUUGAGUCAAGCUACUCGGGCAAUCCUCAUUACAAUAAGGGGUAUGGCGACAAUUGGUGCCCAUCAGACAUGAAACGCAUCCCCCAGCUGCGAUUCUCUAUCCGCUACGAUCUGCGCAAAUUGCUCCCUGAUGGAUGGUCCGGUGCCCCUCCUCUUGCGCUAGCCUGCGGUUCAUCCUACUGCUCCCACGGUGACUUUAUCAACGGCUGGCUACCAGAAGCAGCAGAGAAAAUGGUUCAAGAUGCGGUUUCCAAGUAUGACUACUUUGCCGUGAAUGGGCCUUUGGGCGACGCGAGUGAUGGGUCUGUGUGCGGUGCAAAAAAUGCACAUGAUAGUGAUCCAACGCAUGGCACCAGUGACUACUUUGAGAGCUUGCAGAUGAUGGGUAAAAUGGCCAAGAGGGCCCGCAGACACUUCAGGAGACUUCAUUGA
Molecule: messenger RNA, 981 nt
Organism: Penicillium soppii
Lineage: Eukaryota; Fungi; Ascomycota; Eurotiomycetes; Eurotiales; Aspergillaceae
Product: DUF1996 domain-containing protein
Exons: 2
Coding region: 1-981 (326 amino acids)
Source: RefSeq, a predicted model, not a curated record